Striga hermonthica is the source of this 759-nucleotide messenger RNA. NCBI's taxonomy places the organism in Eukaryota, Viridiplantae, Streptophyta, Magnoliopsida, Lamiales, Orobanchaceae. The record is from the annotation of a GenBank genome assembly.
AUGCCCAACACAAUUUCAAAUGGGCUCCUUUUCAGUUUCCCCAAACUAAAAGUCCUCGUUUUCCACUGCACGAGUUUCAGCCUUGUUAAUUCGGUUUUAUUGGGCUGCCCUGUGCUUGAGGUCUUAGUCGUGAACUGCGAUCCUUCUUGCUUUCAGGAAGAAAGACUUUCGAUACGUGUUCCUUCGCUUAAGGUUCUGUGGUUGCAUAACAUGAUGAACGUUAUUUUCUGCGUGCUCGAGCUCGAUUCCCCUGGCCUUUUGCACUUCUAUCAUUAUGGGUACAUGCCGGUUUUUUAUCCGGCUAUGAAAAUGAGGUCCCUUUCUGUGGCCCGUCUGAAUGUUAACGAAACCGGAGGUCAACGUCAGGUUAUGGCCAACGGGCAAGCGAUCGUGGCUCUUAACGCGUGCUCGGAUGUCGUGAGGAUAUAUCUUUCUCACCGAAAAAUGUUGUACCGUGUCCCCAAUCGAAUUCCGAGUUUUCCGAAGCUGGUUGACUUGGGAAUAAUCGGUAUGAAUCAUACUCAUGGGUGGGAAGUGCUUCUAGGAUUUGUGGCUCGUGCGCCGAAUCUGAAGAAUAUUUAUGUGAAGGCGAACUUUCACACUGAAGGGUACCGACGUUUCAAGGCUGCCGUGAAGGAAACCAUGUCAGUUGUUGAUAUUAUCGACAAUCCUGAUAUGUUUCAAUUGAAGAUUGAAAGGAGGAAUGUGCAAAACGGAGAAAAUUGUUUGUGUAUAUGUGGUGGUGCAGUGGUGAACUGA